Rhipicephalus sanguineus (brown dog tick) is the source of this 2572-nucleotide messenger RNA. Its product is annotated as 5'-nucleotidase. The record is from RefSeq and is a predicted model, not a curated record. Gene Ontology annotation, molecular function: 5'-nucleotidase activity; nucleotide binding; metal ion binding. Gene Ontology annotation, cellular component: plasma membrane. The coding region runs from base 1 to 2433 and encodes 810 amino acids. Gene Ontology annotation, biological process: AMP catabolic process. NCBI's taxonomy places the organism in Eukaryota, Metazoa, Arthropoda, Arachnida, Ixodida, Ixodidae. The transcript is spliced from 12 exons.
AUGCAGCCCGCGUCCGAACUGCCGGAAGAACCUAUGCCACCACUCAAGGACGGCGUCCAGGCCUCCUCGGUGGCCCCAGGGCAGGCAUAUCCCGGCGACGCCAAGACAGCGCACGACCUCCUGUUGCCCGGGACCACCAUUCAUGCUUCCCAUGCCGGCCCUGUCUCUCCAUGCGGAUCAACCGACAGCGCCGCGGAGCUGCUGCGUACGAUCACGCAACUCCGCAUCACGACUAACGCCUUGACAACGUCGAGUUCCAAGCUGCCUCCUGUCGCGCUGCCAACACUGUGCGCCAUCAAUGCCGUGUUGGCGGCCGCCUCACAAAAUCUGGAGAGCAGUUCACCCGAGAACCGCCGAGAGCUCCGCGGUGUCCUCACGCGGCUCUCAGAGCAACUGGCAUGCUUGGCGUGGGCACACUCCGGAUUUUCGCCUGCCGUCCCACCAUCGGCGGCUGCCUGCGAACUACCGGUGUUCCGCGGAUUCCAGGACGACGCGGUCCUGUGGAUCGAGACCAUCAACUCGCUCGACAUCAUCGCGGACGCGGAAGGCCACCCGGCUUACACGGAUACCGGACGUGAGCAGGACUCCACGCCACGUACUUCAUACUCCGCGACGCCUGCUCCAGAACCUACCACACCAGACAAGGAUACCACCCACAAGGCCCAGCAGUUGGCGAUGCGGCCUCCACGCUCGCCAGCGCGUGGAAACAUGCACGUUCCAGAUCUCCCAGUGCCUGACACGCUCCAAGUCAAGAAACCGGACAAGCCCACCACAACCAUCAACAUGCCCUCAGGCCCACCGGGACAGCUACCGCAAAUUCCAGAGCAGUCACUGCCCGAAUGCGCGGACGGUCACCGUGUGCUGCUGUGCACAGUACACCAAAGGAAGCAGCAAUUGGGGUGUCAAAUUGACAAUAUUCAUACCAAUGACAUACACUCUCGAAUCCUAGAAAGUGAUAAACGGGGAGUUCAGUGCAAUGAUGAAAAACGAAAGAAGAACAAGUGCUAUGGCGGCGUGGCCAGGAUUGCCUACCAGGCGCGCAAGAUCAAGAAGACUACAAAGAAUGUGCUGUUUGUCAAUGCUGGAGACUUUUUUCAAGGAACACUAUGGUACUCCAUACUAAGACAUAAGAUUGUGUCGGCAGCAAUGUCCCAAAUGGGUUAUGACGUAGUGUGCCUAGGAAAUCAUGAGUUCGAUGACGGACCGGAAGGACUGGCACCAUUUCUUCAAAUAAUGAAAGAAGAAAAUGUCCGCGUUCUGGGAACAAAUCUGGACACGUCUGCUGAGCCGAGCUUUAGGGGCAUCUAUUUACCAAAGUCGACAGUGUACACUUUUGAAGGUCACCAGAUAGCAUUUCUGGGUGUCGUUACUACUGAGACUAUAACGAUUGCCAAACCUGGUCGCAUCCAGAUACUGCCAGAAAUUCAGAGUAUAAACCGCGAGAUCGCCAAUCUCAAACAACGAGGUAUUAAUACUUUUAUCCUGAUAAGCCACGUUGGCUUCGACGUUGACCAAAAACUCGCCGCGGCAUGCCCUGAGCUUGACCUGAUUAUCGGUGGGCACACGAACACGUUUUUGUACUCAGGAAGCCCACCGGUUGACGAUAAGCCCGAAGGGCCGUAUCCUGUUGUGCAUAAACGAUCAGAUGGAACAUACUGCCUCAUUGUGCAAGAUUACCGCUUCGGAAAAUAUCUGGGCCACCUCCGUAUGGAAAUAAACCGACAUGGAGUCAUAACCCACUGGAUUGGCAAUCCAAUAUUGCUGAGCCAGGACAUACCUCAAGAUAUGCGCAUUUUGGACAGCAUGAUGCCGUACAAAAAGAUCGUGGACGAUGCGAUCAGAAAAACAGUGGGAUCCACCAAAGUCGUGCUGGAGGCCGACGGAAAGCUGUGCCGUUACAGGGAGUGCAAUUCUGUUAACUUGAUGGCUGAUUCAUUCCUUGAUUUCUACGCGAACAGGGACAGCCCUUUUCGAGGAGCCUGGUCCGUAAUAAACGCCGCCGUCAUCAACGGAGGCAUCGCGAGGGACACUAUAAGGCAAAAUUCAAACGUUACUCUGGGAGAUCUACUGGGUGCCAUGCCGUACGACAGUGAUUUGGUCGUGAUGAAUAUGAAAGGAAGUGAACUGUGGAAUAUGAUUGAAUACGGUGUGCGUGAUUUCGCUUGGUAUCCAGACUUGAAUGGAAAAUUUUUGCAAGUGUCAGGUGCCCGUGUUGUAUAUGACUUCCGCCAGCCGAAUGGUCAAAGAGUUGUAUCACUGAAAAUGCUAUGCGCCAACUGUAGUAUUCCUGUCUAUAAGCCAGUUAGAAGGAAUAUGGUGUACAGCAUCGUGACGACUUCUUUUAUUACAAACGGAGGCGACGGAUUCAAAUUCAGUGACAGUGUUACCAAGCAUACCGAAGGUGUCAGUGCAUUUGAUGUAUUUUCGAAGUAGUUCACGAAAACAUCUCCUGUGAAGACUCCUGAAGACGACAGGGUCAUCGUGCUGAACCUUCCGAAAAGACGAAACAAUUCACCGUACAAAUAAAACUACGGGAAUAUUACAUGCAUGUACAUUCUUGAUAAAGGUGUCG